This is a messenger RNA of Drosophila grimshawi, 880 nucleotides long. It is a transcript of the gene Coa8, whose product is annotated as COA8 family protein CG14806, mitochondrial. The record is from RefSeq and is a predicted model, not a curated record. Gene Ontology annotation, cellular component: mitochondrion. Gene Ontology annotation, biological process: intrinsic apoptotic signaling pathway. The transcript is spliced from 3 exons. Bases 117 to 662 code for a protein of 181 amino acids. NCBI's taxonomy places the organism in Eukaryota, Metazoa, Arthropoda, Insecta, Diptera, Drosophilidae.
UAAUCAUAUUUCCGAUAACUAUCGUAACGUAAUUAUAAUAUUUCCGAUAACUAGUCGCGAGUCGCAGCACAAGUUACCUACAUAAUUACGUACAAGAUAGAAAAUAACAACUAGAUAUGAAUAAAAGUUCAACACCACGGAUAUUUGCAAGUAUAUUUAACGCAUCGUCACGGCGCUAUGCAACAGAGCCGACAACGCAAACACAGCCACGGCCAAAGAAGAAUCCUCCGGUGUACGUUGGUCUUACACAACCGCCAAAUCCACAGUCGGUGAACAGCGAUUAUAUUGGCCCACCGGAUCCGAAAUCUAAUCUACGGCCUUAUAUAUGGCACUACGAUGAAAAUGAAACAGAAAUGGCCAAGAAAUUACGUCUAUUGCGAAUUGAGGUUGAAAAGUGGAAUAUGGAGUUCUGGACAAAGCACAACAAACGCUUCUAUGAGGAGAAAGACGAUUUCGUACGUCUACACAAAUUAAAUGGGAAUGACGAAAUAAGCGCCGAUCAAAUGAGUGUUUUUUAUAAAACAUUUUUGGAUAAAAAUCGACGCAUACAUUUGAUGUACAACAUCUCAUGGUAUUUGAAAAACUUUGAUAUGCUAACCUUAGCAUUUGCAGUGCAGGUGCAAAAAUUACUAAAUCGCCGACGAAAAAAGGAGACGCGAUGACUACCUAUAAAUCCACUUACAUAUAGGUCCAGGCCGUUAUAUAGAUAGAAGUACAUCAGUUGUUAACUAUAAACAUAUACACAUAUUUGUAUAUAUAUAUAUGACAAUUUGGUGUAUGUACAUUAUGUUGAAAAUCGUUGGAAUUUAUGGAUAAGUUAAAUUGAUUUACAAAAAAAAGCAAAGUAUAUAUAUUAUAAAUAAACGAAAAAUCAUAUGUA